Molecule: messenger RNA, 3282 nt
Organism: Penicillium salamii
Lineage: Eukaryota; Fungi; Ascomycota; Eurotiomycetes; Eurotiales; Aspergillaceae
Source: the annotation of a GenBank genome assembly
AUGCGCUUGACCGACGCUGUGCCUCUAUCACUGCUCACAUUGGCACCUUUAAUAGGCUACGCUUCAGCAUGGGGGAACGAAUCCUCAGAUAUCACUCUCGCCACACGGGCCCUUUCCCCUUUCGAUGACCGUCCGCCCGGAUGCCCCGAGUGUCCGGCGUGCUUCAACUGUCAGCUGGAUAACUACAACUGCACCCAUUUCGCGGAAUGUAACAACUACAAUGGAAAAUGUUCCUGUACCCCUGGGUUCGGAGGCGAUGAUUGCUCGGUCCCUUUGUGUGGCUCGCUGGCCGACGACCUCAACCGACCACAGCGUGACUCCGACACCUGCAAAUGCAAGGAUGGCUGGAAGGGAAUCAACUGCAACGUUUGCGAAACGAACGAUGCCUGCAAUGCCAUGAUGCCGGAAGGUGAAGGAGGUGUGUGUCACAAACAAGGUGUUACCAUCAAGGAGAACUUCCAGAUGUGUGAUGUGACCAACCGAGCCAUUUUGAAGCAGCUUGAUGGGCGUAAACCUCAAGUCACCUUCUCGUGCGAAGCCGAAGACAACACUUGCAGCUUUCAAUUCUGGGUUGAUCAGAAGGAGUCCUUCUACUGCGGCUUGGACACAUGCGAACGAAGCUGGGAAACGGACUAUGAAUCCAAUUCGACCCACUAUAAAUGCGAACAUCUGCAGUGCAGCUGCAUACCUGGUCGUUUCCUUUGUGGAGAGAACGGAUCUAUCGAUCUGAGCGAUUUCCUCGAUCAGUUGAUCAAGGGCCCGGCUACCUUCGACACCAAAGCGACACUAGAAGGCACAAAGAGUGUUUUCUCGGAACCUCAGAUGAAUGGCUUGAUUGCCGGAGUCUUUGGUGAUCCCAGCAUCUUCUUGUCAUGCGAUUCGGGGGAGUGUGUCUACAAGACUGACGAACCUGGUUACGAGCGCCCCAUAAAGAAAAUCAACACGCCACUCAUUGCUGGCGUGAUAGCGGGAAGCUCACUGUUUGUGGUUGCAGUCAUCUUGCUUGUGUGGUAUCUGUCCCGUCGUGCUGCACGCCGUGGCUAUCUUCGACUAUCGCUCUCGGACGACUCGGACGAUGAGGCUGCCAAGCUCCUGGCAGACUAUCGUCCAGCGGCUUUAUUCUGGGAUAAUGUGUCUUAUACUCUAAACGGAAAAGAAAUCCUUUCCGGCAUCCAAGGUGCAUCGACCCCAGGUCAAAUCACAGCUAUCAUGGGUGCGUCGGGGGCUGGCAAAACCUCAUUCCUCGAUAUCUUGGCCCGGAAGAACAAACGAGGCACGGUUAAUGGAGAGUUCUAUGUCAAUGGCGAGCAAAUCAGCGACAGCGACUUCAGAUCCAUGAUCGGCUUUGUGGAUCAAGAAGACACAAUGCUUGCUACACUCACCGUUCACGAAACCAUCCUGACAAGUGCUCUUCUAAGGCUACCUCGGGACAUGAGCCGGGCAGCCAAAGAGCAAAGGGUUUUGGAAGUCGAGAAGCAAUUGGGAAUUUAUCAUAUCAAAGAUCAAUUGGUUGGCUCGGAAGAAGGCAAUGGCCGUGGUAUCUCUGGAGGAGAAAAGCGCCGUGUUGGAAUUGCCUGUGAGCUGGUCACCAGUCCCAGUAUACUGUUCCUGGAUGAGCCCACAAGUGGGUUGGAUGCCUAUAAUGCCUUCAACGUGGUUGAAUGUUUGGUCACGCUCGCCAAAACCUACAAUCGAACCGUCAUCUUCACUAUCCACCAACCACGCUCGAACAUUGUUGCACUCUUUGAUCGAUUGAUUCUGCUUGCUGAGGGACGUACCGUCUACUCUGGUCCCUUCUCAUCUUGCCAGCCGUAUUUCGACAACAUUGGUUAUUCAUGCCCCCCAGGUUUCAACAUCGCGGAUUAUCUCGUCGAUCUCACAAUGCACGCUGGUGCGGCGCAUUCCUCUUUCACGGAUGAAGUCGCAUCGUCUGUGGAUGGACGUACUGGUCCAUUCAAAACUGCAUCCAGUAGCCUCAGGGCUGUUAAAUCAGUUGCCAGUGCGUCAAACUACAGCAUGGAGGACAACUCAAGCGGCGCAGAGGCGACCCGGCGGCCCAAGAGCAAACGACGCGUAUCUCUAAAGCAGCAGCAAGACCGCCAACUGUAUUCGCGAAAGCAACAAAAUGAGCGUCCAACCACGCCGAAGACAGAUGACGAGAGUGCUACCUUGGAUGUGGCCGAAAACCAGCAACAAUGGCUCCGGUUAUCUCGCCAAGGGGGUAACGUCCCUCCCCAAAUCCUCGACGAUCCCGAUCAGCUACCCCCACCAGCACCUGGUACAAGUGAUCUCGAUAUCCUGAUCGCCAGCUACGCGGAUUCUGAUGUCUGCAACUCUGUGCACGAGGAGAUUGUGGCUGCUGUCCAUAGUGCCCAAGCAGCGAAUGGUUCGCCAAACUCGGCAAUAUUAUCUGAUACUGCAGCACAGUCCAAAGGCUUUGCGCGCGUGGGCCUCUUGCGCCAGUUCAUCAUCUUAUCCCAGCGAACAUGGCGUAAUCUUUAUCGCAAUCCGAUGCUCAUGCUCACGCAUUACGCCAUCGCUAUCCUACUUGCUGUCUUGUCUGGAUACCUGUUCUAUGGCCUCACCGACGAUAUCAGUGGUUUCCAGAACCGUCUCGGACUCUUCUUCUUCGUCCUGGCUCUCUUCGGUUUCAGUACUCUGACCAGUCUCAACGUAUUCUCCUCUGAGCGGCUUCUUUUCGUGCGCGAGCGUGCCAAUGGCUACUACCAUCCAGUCACCUACUUUGCGUCCAAGGUCGUCUUCGAUAUCGUUCCUCUGCGAUUGAUUCCCCCCAUCAUCAUGGGUAUUAUCGUCUACCCCAUGACAGGCCUGAUCCCCGCGUGGCCCGAGUUCCUCCGAUUCUUGCUGGUUCUGGUUCUCUUCAACCUCGCGGCGGCCGGCAUUUGCUUGUUCAUUGGAAUCAUAUUCCGUGAUGGUGGCGUUGCCAACCUCAUUGGUAGUCUAGUAAUGCUUUUCAGCUUACUUUUCGCGGGUCUGUUGCUCAACCACGAUGCGAUCCCCAAGUCAGCAUUGUGGCUGCAAUCUCUUUCCAUCUUCCACUAUGGCUUCGAGGCCUUGAUUGUCAAUGAAGUGACGUACCUCACCCUGAUUGAUCACAAGUACGGUUUGGACAUCGAGGUUCCCGGUGCCUCGAUCCUGAGUGCCUUCGGAUUUGAUACCCAAGCCUAUUGGAACGACGUGAUUGGGCUUGCUGUUAUUUCGGGGGCGUUUAUCAUCAUUGCAUACAGUGCCAUGCACUUCCUGCUUGUCGAGAAGCGAUAA